Molecule: messenger RNA, 4637 nt
Organism: Oncorhynchus mykiss (rainbow trout)
Lineage: Eukaryota; Metazoa; Chordata; Actinopteri; Salmoniformes; Salmonidae
Gene: itgb8
Product: integrin subunit beta 8
Biological process (GO): cell adhesion mediated by integrin; cell-cell adhesion; integrin-mediated signaling pathway
Cellular component (GO): cell surface; focal adhesion; integrin complex
Molecular function (GO): integrin binding
Source: RefSeq, a predicted model, not a curated record
UGAGUCAGUGCACAGCAUAAAACCAAGAGAGAGACAGAUUUUUUAGGCUGGGCUUUACAAUCAGCAUAUGGUCGUGAGACGCUCAACGCUGAAACAUUGCAAAGAAGAAAACGAUAUAAACAAAGGAGAGGAACGAGAGCGCGCUGAGACACUGGUGUUGUUUGAAUGAGCUCAGUGAAGUCUCUCCCGGGACACAGUAUGUGACGGGGGGGGGGCACAAAACGUCACUACACCUGCUGCGGGCUGGGAUAAAUGCACGAUAGAGAGAGAAAGAGAGAUGUCUCGUUUUCACUUUCUCAGUCGCACUAUAAAGAGCUUGCCAAGGCAACUCCACGUGAAUCAGAUUUCUGGGAAUAAUCGUCUGUUUGGAUAAGAAGGUUAUUGGGCGGAAAGAAAACAAACAACAAUGCCCCAACGACGCACCAUUCAUUCCUGGCGCUGCCUCUUGUUCACGCGGUCGUGCGGUAUUUCCCGGUUGAUUCCCAUUAUUGGAGAGUGUCAGUAGUAGGCGGUGACCGGAGCUGCAUGCCUGCUGCCGGUGUCUCGAGCUGACCCGAUCCCUACAGCCUGCCCCCGGUGUAGAUAUGACUUCCUGGCUACAUAAAUACGGUUACCCGACUCUGCAUUGCGUGCUGCUCUGCGUGGUAUUGGCCGCUAACAUCAUCGGCGGGAGCUCUCAUUCCGGUGAGCGUGUAUGUUCGUCUCCUCCUGUCUCAUCGUGUUCAGAGUGCCUCCGACGCGGACCACAGUGUGCCUGGUGCUUUGAGGCGGGUUUCCUGGAUGGAGCGGAGGUGGGAGAGCGCUGCGACCUGGUGGGGAACCUGGCAAGGAGGGGGUGUGGCCUAGAGUUCAUAGAGCAUCCAGAGGUCAUGGUGGAGGUCAAUGCUACGACCAGCAGCACUCAGGUGUCACCGGGAGAGAUCACCCUCACACUCAGACCAGGUGCUGAGGCCAGUGUGAUAGUAGCAGUACAACAGUUAGAGAGGUAUCCUGUUGAUCUAUACUACCUGGUGGACGUAUCAGCAUCCAUGCAGGAAAACCUGGACCAGCUGAAGACGGUGGGCGUAGCCUUGUCCCACCGUAUGAGAGAACAUUCCAGUGAUCUGCGUCUGGGGUUCGGCUCCUUCGUUGACAAACCUGUCUCCCCCUACAUCAAUGUACACCCCUCUAAGAUAAAUAACCCCUGCAGUGACUAUGAGGUGAAGUGUCGCCCAGCCCAUGGCUUCCACCACGUUCUUAGUAUGACGGCCAACAUGUCCGAGUUUACACGCAUCAUCAAGAGACAGAGGAUAUCAGGCAACAUGGACACACCAGAGGGAGGGUUAGACGCUAUGCUCCAAGCUACUGUAUGUCAGGGUGAGGUGGGUUGGCGUGGGGAGGCCAAGCGUCUGUUGUUGUUGAUGACAGACCAGCCUUCUCACCUGGCGUUGGACAGCAGACUGGCUGGUAUAGUCACACCCCAUGAUGGCCUCUGCCAUCUGGAGAACAACGUCUAUAUGGAGAGCACUACCAUGGACCAUCCCAGUUUAGGCCUGUUGGCUGAGAAGCUUCUAGAGAACCACAUCUACUCUCUCUUUGCUGUGGAACAACUACAAUAUCAGUGGUAUGAGGAGUUGGUCAGGUUGCUACCAGGCUCCAAUCUUCUGUUCCAGGCUCCCAAACUUAUAGACGUGGUGGUGGAUGCAUACAAGAGGUUGUUGUCAGUUGUCCAGGUGUCUGUGUCAGUGGAGGACAGAGCAUUCAGCCGUUUCCUGGUCAGCGUCUCUCCUCUCUGUCCGGAAGGAUCUGUAUCCCACGACAACCGCAGCUGCUCCAACGUCCAGCCCAACCAGACGGUCUACUUCAACAUCACCAUCGGUCUGCACUCCUGUCCUGACGAUGAUGAUGAUGACGUGGUCCAGGUCUUCGUCAGGCCCGUGGGUUACAAUGAGUCAUCCAUCAUCAAGGUUCACUCACGAUGUCGCUGUCACUGUGGACCGGACUGGCAUUGCCACGACGAUACCACACAUCAGUCAACGUGUGGUGAGGUCACCCCAGAUACAGACCGUAAUAAUCAAGACAUGAACAAUCGGGACAUGCACACACACACACCGGACCUAGACCCAGAGCACACACCCACACGCCCUCACACACACACACCGGACCUAGACCCAGAGCACACACCCACACGCCCUCACACACACACACCGGACCUAGACCCAGAGCACACACCCACACGCUCUCACACACACACACCGGACCUAGACCCAGAGCACACACCCACACGCCCUCACACACACGGACCGGAGUGGUCACGGCAGUGUCGUGCGGAGGGAUCGGGGGUGGACUGUAACGGUCGGGGAGUGUGUGUGUGUGGGAAGUGUGUGUGUGAGAGGAACAGUCUAGGAACAGUGUAUGGACAGUACUGUCAGAUGGACGACUACUCCUGCCCCUACCAACACGGACUACUGUGUGGAGGGCGAGGUAUGUGUGUGUCUGGUGAUUGUGUAUGUGAAGAGGGCUGGACAGGAGAGAGCUGCAGGUGCCCAGUCUCUACGGCAAUCUGCCUGUCCGACAACGGGUUGCUAUGCAGCGGGCGUGGCAGGUGUGUGUGUGGCAGAUGUGUGUGUGACAACCAUCAAUAUUCCGGAGCAUUUUGUGAGAGAUGUCCCACCUGCCACAGCUCCUGUCAGUCACACUGGAGGUGUAUAGACUGUCACUUGUCUCACGGUCUGUCUCAGAGAGAGGCUGGGGAGUGCAACCAUACCUGCAUCCCAUUAGUGGGUUACGUCAAUGAUGUCACAGUCCUACUAGGCCAGGUAUGGAGACAGUGUGUGUAUAAGAAAGACAACUGUUACUAUCGCUUCCACACUGCACUUGUCUCAGGAAAUACUCUUCUACAUUUCAACACACAACCUGAGUGUGUUUCCAGUAGGCGGUAUGUGGGGACCUUCCUCAGUGUGUGUGUGUUGACGUUCCUCCCUGGCUUGGUGAUGCUGGCUGUGCUGGUGCUGCUGCUGCACAGACGAUCUUUGCCACAGGGUGGCGCCACUGAUCAACAAUACAACCCCACUGGCAAGGAUCUGUCACACGUCCCAAAGACCAAUGAGAAGACGGUAUCCUACAGGAGGGACCGCCCCCCGGGCCCUGACCGACCAAUGGAGAUGCAUAUCACCGUUCCCAAGAUGCCCCUGGGCGAACCCUGGCAGUAAGGGGUCAGGGGUUAGAGGUCAACAGUUGAAGUGGGCCAAUGCUGACCGGUACAGAAAAGCAGCAACUCUAAUGUUAUACUGCUUGAGAACCGGCACCUGUGAAAUACAGGUACAGUAAAAUGACAGUGAGCAGGGCUACAGGAAUCUUCUCUCAGUACACUUGCACUGGUUACAGGUUAGGGGAAGGAUAGUAAAUCAUGAAAAACUGGACAGAGUAACACUCCAAACAGGAGUCUUGUUACUGAUACUGUAAUAUUAUGUGGCUUUAUGGACUGGCAGCCAUUGAAAGGUACUGAACAUUGAUCGAUUUAUCAAUGCUAAAUAUUUAUGCUUUUAUUACAGAGAACACUACAAGUUUAUUAGUUUACUUGAUCUCUCUCUCUCUACUCAACCUGUGUGUCCUGCGUUAGCUUGCCACCUAGUGGUCAGUGGUGAAACGACAUAACAGAAUGGGAUGAAUGAAUAAUUGGAUGAAGGAAUGAAUGAAUGAAUGAGUGAAUGGUGACCUUGCACCAGCAGUAACGUGUGAAUAUGUGACACUCCACAAUCAUUACCUUUUUUUUUUUACCUACCGCCAAAUCUACUUGAUUUCUUUAUUCUAUGUGCCUGGCAUAACUGGAGUUUUGAGAGGACAGGUAGCCUCCAACGGUUGUUAAUGUACAGUAUCUAGUUUUAAUAUUUGAAACAAGCAUUAAUUUAAAAUUAGCAUACUUGUGGAGAGACAGAGUAGAGAUUUGCACUAGCAUCGUUACGUAGCAUGAUAGGUCGUAGUGUUGUCAGACUACUGAGUGCUAAUUGGCUCCUGAACUAUUGGGAAGGCUGCUGAUUGGCUCCUAAACUACUGGGAAGGCUCCUGAUUGGAUCCUGAACGUUCCAUAAUACACUUCUAUCUACAACAAUUCCAGUAAACAAAACUAUGAAUAAUAUUUAAUAAUGCAUUUGUUGCAUGUUUUCUUUACAUCUGAUGUUUGAUGUUUACAGCAUUCAUUAGCUGCUAAUUUAUUUAGUCCAUAACACUAAUAUCAUUAUUUAUUGUGAUUUAUUUCAACAAAAAAAAAAUGUUUAUUGUCAUUUUUGUAUUCUAUUUUUAAUUAAAGGUACUGACUGCCUACAGGGCUGUAAUAUUACAGGACUGUAUCUCAAUGUUAAAUGAAUCAGUAAUUAUAAAAAUGAUCUCUCUAACUGGCAGACUUGGGUCAAAUACUUUCAAAAACUGGUAUCACAUUAUUAGAAUGGUACCCAUUGUCUCACGUCAGAAAGCUUGACAACCUUGUCUGCAUAGUUCAUGGCCAGUCUGAAGACAAUGAAGGGCACCUACUGCACAUUUGGAAAGUAUUCAGACCCCUUGACUUUUUCCACAUUUUGUUACGUUACAGCCUUAUUCUAAAAUGUAUUAAAUUAUUUAAUUUUCUCAUCAAUCUACACACAAUACCCCAUACUGACAAA